This is a messenger RNA of Psammomys obesus (fat sand rat), 3642 nucleotides long. It is a transcript of the gene Itga7, whose product is annotated as integrin subunit alpha 7. Bases 78 to 3623 code for a protein of 1181 amino acids. Gene Ontology annotation, biological process: cell-cell adhesion; cell adhesion mediated by integrin; integrin-mediated signaling pathway. Lineage: Eukaryota; Metazoa; Chordata; Mammalia; Rodentia; Muridae. Gene Ontology annotation, cellular component: external side of plasma membrane; integrin complex. Gene Ontology annotation, molecular function: integrin binding. The transcript has 26 exons. The record is from RefSeq and is a predicted model, not a curated record.
ACUUCUGGGGAACCCUGGGGCUCGGGGCGCGCGACCAUUUACUGGCGCCAGCAGGCAGCGCGAGCAGGGUUGGUCCCAUGGCCAAGCUUCUGAGCUGCGAUUCCCUCCGGCCCCCUGGGAUUUUCUACCUUUUUAGUUCCUUGUUCACUGGACUACUCUUACCACGGGCUGUCGCCUUCAAUCUGGAUGUGAUGGGCGCCCUACGGAAGGAGGGGCAAGCUGGCAGUCUCUUCGGCUUCUCGGUGGCCCUGCACAGACAAUUACAGCCCCGACCCCAGAGCUGGCUGCUGGUGGGUGCUCCCCAGGCCCUGGCUCUCCCUGGGCAGCAGGCAAAUCGCACUGGAGGCCUCUUUGCUUGUCCCCUGAGCCUAGAGGAGACAGACUGCUACAGAGUGGACAUCGACAGAGAAGCUAAUGUGCAGAAGGAAAGCAAGGAGAACCAGUGGUUGGGAGUCAGUGUCCGGAGCCAGGGACCCGGGGGCAAGAUUGUCACCUGUGCGCACCGUUAUGAGUCUCGACAGAGAGUGGAUCAGAUCUUGGAGACUCGGGAUGUGAUUGGUCGCUGCUUUGUGCUAAGUCAGGACCUGACCAUCCGAGAUGAGUUGGAUGGUGGCGAGUGGAAGUUCUGUGAGGGGCGCCCACAGGGCCACGAACAGUUUGGGUUCUGCCAGCAGGGCACAGCUGCCACCUUCUCCCCUGACAGCCACUACCUCAUUUUUGGGGCUCCAGGAACCUAUAACUGGAAAGGUACAGCCAGGGUGGAGCUCUGUGCACAGGGCCCGUCGGACCUGGCACACCUGGACGACGGACCUUACGAGGCGGGGGGCGAGAAGGAGCAAGACCCCCGCCUAAUCCCGGUCCCUGCCAACAGCUACCUUGGCUUGCUUUUUGUGACCAACAUUGAUAGCUCAGACCCUGACCAGCUGGUGUAUAAAACUUUGGACCCUGCUGACCGGCUCACAGGACCAGCCGGAGACUUGACCUUGAAUAGCUAUUUAGGGUUCUCCAUCGACUCUGGGAAGGGUCUCAUGCGUUCGGAGGAGCUGAGCUUUGUGGCGGGAGCCCCCCGCGCCAACCACAAAGGGGCGGUGGUCAUUCUCCGCAAGGACAGUGCCAGCCGCCUGAUACCUGAGGUGGUGCUGUCGGGGGAGCGCCUGACCUCUGGCUUUGGCUACUCACUGGCGGUGGCUGAUCUCAACAAUGAUGGCUGGCCAGAUCUGAUUGUGGGCGCCCCCUACUUCUUUGAACGCCAAGAAGAGCUGGGAGGCGCCGUGUACGUGUACAUGAACCAGGGUGGUCGCUGGGCAGAUGUCACUCCUCUCCGGCUCUGCGGCUCCCCUGACUCCAUGUUUGGGGUCAGCCUGGCUGUCUUGGGGGACCUCAACCAAGAUGGCUUUCCAGAUCUUGCCGUGGGAGCGCCGUUCGACGGAGACGGGAAAGUCUUUAUCUACCAUGGGAGCAGCCUGGGGGUGGUGGUCAAGCCUUCACAGGUGCUGGAGGGCGAGGCCGUGGGCAUCAAGAGCUUCGGCUACUCCCUGUCCGGUGGCCUGGAUGUGGACGGAAAUCACUACCCGGACCUGCUGGUGGGCUCCCUGGCUGACGCGGCUGCGCUGUUCAGGGCCAGGCCGGUUCUCCAUGUCUCCCAAGAGCUCUCCAUUACGCCGAGAGCCAUCGACCUAGAGCAGCCCAACUGCGCGGGUGGACGCUUGGUCUGCGUGGAUGUGCAGAUCUGCUUCAGCUAUGUUGCGGUGCCCAGCAGCUACAGCCCUGCCGUGGCCCUGCACUACGUGUUAGACGGGGACACAGACCGGAGGCUCCGGGGCCAGCUCCCACGCGUGACUUUCCUGAGACGAGGCCCGGAUGACCUCAAGCACCAGUCCUCAAGCACUGUGUGGCUGAAGCAGCAGCAUGACCGCGUCUGCGGAGACACCGUGCUGCAGCUGCAGGAGAAUGUCAAAGACAAGCUCCGGGCCAUUGUGGUCACCCUAUCAUAUGGUCUCCAGCCCCCUCGGUUACGCAGACAAGCUCCUGGCCAGGGGCUCCCCCCUGUGGCUCCCAUCCUGAAUGCACACCAACCUAGCACCCAGAGGACCGAGAUCCACUUCCUGAAGCAAGGCUGUGGUGAUGAUAAGAUCUGUCAGAGCAACCUGCAGCUCGUGCAGGCCAGAUUCUGUUCCCGGAUCAGUGACACGGAGUUCCAGCCUCUGCCCAUGGAUGCGGACGGAACAACGGCCCUGUUUGCACUGAGCGGGCAGCCGUUCAUAGGCCUGGAGCUGAUGGUCACCAACCUGCCCUCGGACCCCGCCCGGCCUCAGGCAGACGGGGAUGAUGCUCAUGAAGCCCAGCUCUUGGUCACCCUCCCAGCCUCACUGCGCUACUCAGGAGUCCGCACCCUGGACUCUGUGGAGAAGCCACUGUGCCUGUCCAAUGAGAAUGCCUCUCACGUUGAGUGUGAGCUGGGGAGCCCUCUGAAGAGAGGUGCUCAGGUCACUUUCUACCUCAUCUUCAGCACCUCAGGGAUCACUAUCGAGACCACAGAGCUGGAGGUGGAGCUGUUGUUGGCCACGAUCAGUGAGCAGGAGCUGCGUCCAGUGUCUGUUCGAGCGCACGUCUUCAUUGAGCUGCCGCUGUCUGUUUCAGGGGCUGCCUCUCCCCAGCAACUUUUCUUCUCCGGGGAGGUGAAGGGGGAGAGCGCCAUGCGGUCUGAGAGGGAUGUGGGCAGCAAGGUCAAGUACGAGGUCACGGUCUCCAAUCAAGGCCAGUCACUCAACACUUUGGGCUCUGCCUUCCUCAACAUCAUGUGGCCCCAUGAGAUUGCCAACGGGAAGUGGCUGCUGUACCCCAUGCGGGUGGAGCUGGAGGGUGGACAGGGGCCUGGGAAGAAAGGGAUCUGCUCCCCAAGACCCAACAUCCUUCACCUGGAUGUGGACAGCAGGGACAGGAGGCGGCGAGAGCUGGGGCAGCCAGAGCCUCAGGAGCCUCCAGAGAAGCUGGAGCCUAGCACAUCCUGGUGGCCGGUGUCCUCUGCCGAGAGGAAGAGAAACAUCACUUUGGACUGCGCCCAGGGCACGGCCAAGUGUGUGGUAUUCAGCUGCCCACUCCACAGCUUUGAUCGCGCGGCUGUGCUGCAGGUCUGGGGCCGCCUCUGGAACAGCACCUUUUUGGAGGAGUACAUGGCUGUGAAGUCCCUGGAAGUGAUCGUCCGAGCCAACAUCACCGUGAAGUCCUCCAUCAAGAACUUGUUGCUCAGAGACGCGUCCACACUGAUCCCAGUGAUGGUCUACUUGGACCCCAUGGCUGUGGUUGCAGAAGGAGUCCCAUGGUGGGUCAUCCUCCUGGCAGUGCUGGCGGGGCUGUUGGUCCUGGCCCUGCUGGUACUGCUGCUCUGGAAGCUGGGAUUCUUCAAGCGGGCGAAGCACCCCGAGGCCGUCGUGCCCCAGUACCAUGCCGUGAAGAUCCCUCGGGAAGACCGGCAGCAGUUCAAGGAGGAGAAGACAGGCACCAUUCAGAGGAGCAACUGGGGCGCCUCCCAGUGGGAGGGCUCUGAUGCGCAUCCCAUCUUGGCUGCCGACUGGCACCCUGAGCUGGGUCCUGAUGGACAGCCUAUGCCACUCUCUGCCUAAGUUCUCUUCACCCUUCCUC